Messenger RNA from Acanthoscelides obtectus, 733 nucleotides. The record is from the annotation of a GenBank genome assembly. Lineage: Eukaryota; Metazoa; Arthropoda; Insecta; Coleoptera; Chrysomelidae.
GAUCACCACUAGAAGCUGAACUUAUAAGGAGCUACAUGAAGCAAUUGAUAGAGGCGCUAGCGUACCUGCAUUCACACAGAAUUCUCCAUCGCGAUUUGAAACCUCAGAACCUUCUAGUCGAUAAAGAAGGCCACAUUAAACUUGCAGAUUUUGGACUGUCAAGGUCUUUUUCACUACCUACCCGUACUUAUACCCACGAAGUGGUAACAGUAUGGUAUAGGGCGCCAGAGCUAUUAUUGGGAGCUAGGAUGUAUUGUACUGGGAUCGAUAUAUGGAGUUUGGGUUGUGUCAUGGCCGAGAUGUUUACCAAAAGAGCAAUUUUCCCUGGGGAUUCGGAGAUAGACCAACUAUAUAAGAUUUUCAAAAUAUUGGGUACACCUUCUGAAGGUGUGUGGGAGGGAAUUUCGCAUUUUCCGGAAUAUACCAAAGCUUUUCCUAAAUGGAACCUCAUAGAUAUGAAUGAGAUUAUCAAUUUUCAUUCGGAGGAAGAAGAGGCAUUUUUGAUGCAUAUGUUGGUGUACAAUCCAUCUAAAAGGAAGACGGCAAAAGAGCUGCUGAAGAUGAACUAUUUGAAAGGUGCUAAAUUAACGGCGCCUGAUAUGAAUGCCUUUCCGCCAGAACAAGAGGCAGACACAGAGUAGGAAGCAGAUUGUUUUUAAGAUUUUGUUUUAAAUUGAUUUAUUCUAAUUUUAUGUGUUAAGUGUUGAAGUGUAAUAUAAUUUUACCAUCACUA